AUGAUAAUAUUAUUCAGUUUAGAAAUGGAACCACAACAUACUCUAGAUGAUCAAGUAUUGUCUCAUCUAUUCAUGCCGAUGAGAUUACCAGACUCUAUCAACCCCAAAGCAGAGAUGACCAUAUUUCAUUCAUUUAUUCAAGAUAUCAACCAUUGGGAUGAAGAAGGAAUAGUAUCAUUAGCAUUAAAACAAUUUAGUGAUGAUAUUAAACAACCACCAAAUAUCAAUCAACUAUCAAACAGAAUAACACAAUCAUUUAUUGAUGAAAAUAGAAAUAAUAAUAAUAAUAAUAAUAAUAAUGGUAAAUUAAAUAAUGUACCUUUAAUAACCUAUUUCAAGAAAUCAAAUUGUAUUUUAGUUAUUCAUAGACCUCCAACUAUCAAUGAUAAUAAUAAUAGAAAUAAUAAUAAUAAUUUAAUUCAAAUAUAUCCAACACUUGAUACAUUUAAUGCUCAAACAUCAAAAAUUAAAAUGGCAACACCUAUUUGUUCAUUCAACAUUCAAGAUGUCAAUCAACUGUUAGAUCCAGUAUUCCUAGAGUAUCUAGUUGCACUAAGAGAUACUGAUCAACCACCAAUCAUGUCAUAUGUUAAAAAUCAACCUAGUUUGAUCCCAGUUCCAAACACAAUCCUAAAUUGGUUAAUACCAUCGAUCCCCGGUUGUUCUUACAAUGAUUCAACAACCAAAUAUUCAACUCCAAUCAUUUAUAAAUCAAUUAGACCUGAAAUAUUAAAUAUUGGAGACAAUCUUGUUUGGAUUAGAUCACCACUUUGGGUUGGUCUCAAAUCAUUGACCCAUUUUCUUGCCAAAAGAUAUGGAUUAAAGACAAGAGACUAUAAAAUGGCAUUAUUAUCAUUUAAAAUGGAUACAUUGGCCAAGUAUAAAGUCAACGCUCAAACCACUCUCGAAUACAUUGCACAUUUGGCAAGAAGUUGUGACAAAUUUAAAUCCAAAUAUCAAAAGAAACAUCCAACAACUGUAUUUGAUUUUAUCAAAUCAAUCAAAGAACAAUGUGAGACACUCUCAACCGAGGUUCAUCAACAAUGGGAUGCAUUCUGUCAAGUCAUUGAGGAUAAAGGCCAAAUCAGUACACCAAUCAACAAUAUUUGCAAAGGAUUGAAAGAAUAUGGAAAGGAUCAAUCAAACUUGGUUCAUAAAAGUCUUCAACAAAAUAUUCAAUCAUUUCCCAAAAAUCUCAAAGCAGAUGAAAUGAAUCUAGAUGUCAAAGGUGUAAAUACAUUGACAGAUUCAGCAUCCAAUACUUUAAUCAACUAUUUGAAAAGGCCUUUUAAUCAACUCUAUCAACUCGCCAAACGAGAUGCCCAAGAAUCAUUUCCCGUCAUUUUGCAAACAAUAGUUGGACGUAUCAGUGCGGUGCCACUAGAAACUGAUAAUGUAUCGUUGGUCAUCAUAUUAAAUAUCAUUGAAUUUCAUAUUUUCAACAUUUGGAGCACCCAAAUAUUCACACAUGCACUGUCACACGACCAACAAAAAUGUCAAGAUGUAUUCUCAUUGCUUUACAAUCUAAUGAACAAGUAUAUCAAGUUGUCAAAACCAAGAUAUGAAAAGGAUGCUAUUCUUUGCAGUCGUUAUAUCUUGACAUCAUACACUUUGGUUGCUAUUUUAGAUAGAUUGACUUUGGAUUAUUGUCUUUUACUUGACAAUAAAGAAAGUAGAAACUCUACACCCAGAUCCAAUUUAUACUCUUCAGUCCCACCAUAUGUCAAUAUAUCAAUAUUCUCUAGUCUAUUACUUCAACAUAGUUGGGAGUUUUCAAUUGUUAAAUCAUUGGAAACCUAUUUCAAAGAUAAACGUCAAUGUAGUAAAGCAUCAAUUGAUAAUUCAAUUUUUAGUAUUGAUGACAAUGGCUUUGGAGAACAAUGGGCUGAACAAUUCCUUCAAGACAAAUUAAAAAAAGAAUUAAAAGAUAUCGAGAAAAAGAAAGAGGAAAAAAUCAAAGAGUACCAAGACUACAAACAUUCAAUGCUCGAUAAAAUCAAAAGUUACCAAUCCGAGUUGCUUUUGUACAAGGAUGACCUUGUAAACCAAAGAAGGAUCAACAAUGCCAUUGAUGCGUGCUACAAGUCAACGCUGCCAAUUUAUUUCGAAUCAAUACCUGCAGAGGACAAACACAUUCAAUUCAAACACAUCUUUGAAGUCAACAUCCCAUUCUACCUUUCUUAUCCUGAAUCAUCAUUCAUUCAUUGCUAUCAAACAUCGAUCACUUGUUACGGAUACAAGGAAAGAGGACGUGAGAUGAUGGAUAUUACCAGAAACAAGUUUCAACCCAAUCUUUGCCUUUCCAUUCCAGAAAAGGUUAAAUUUAGUCAACUUAAUUGGAUGAUUCAAUCGACCCAAGGGAUCGAGGAAAAUGAAGUACUUUCAACUCAAAACAUGACACCAAAGGGAAUGCUUCCCGAUCAAUAUAUUAGAUAUGGAAUGUUAAGGGUUGGUCCAAGUUUAUCGAUUAGAAAUAUGAUUAGAUUCAUGGAGGAGAGAAACAAUCUCAAUGGAAUUCAUGUAUUGGUGAUGUUUUAUCAAUUGUCAAUGCAAGGUGGCGCGACAAAUAGAAUUGGUUGGAAUGAUGAUAAUGUUCUUCAAACAUUAUGUCAUACGGCGGACACGAUCGUUAGUGAAGGAGCAACCAAUUGGGAAGGUGGUAUUUCAAUGAUUGUAACGGUUCAUUUUUUAACAAUUGCAUUCAACACCAGAGAUAACAAACCACCAAAUCAAAAAGAACAAUUGGAUGAAACCAGCAAAAUGAUUAUUAAAGUGUUGGAGAAAUGUAGAUUGGUACUUUGGAAUUGGAUCACCAAGUUGGAAGAACUCAUUCAACACGAAUUAUUAAAUGGAAGUGAUACUGAAACAGCAAUCCUUAGAAAGAGAAUGGUUUAUACAGCUAUUGCAAUCAUUAUGACAUUCAACAUUGACAAUAAUAACAAACAAUAUAUUAUUCAACAAACCAACUAUUUCCAACACAUUGAAUAUUAUUUCAAAUCAUUGAUUAUUUUGGAUGAGAAUACAACAUCUUUAAAUGAUAAAACAAGAACAUUGGGAUCAUCAUGUCCAGAACAACCAUUUUUGGAUAUAAUAUUUAAUCAACUAUCAUUGAUUAUUUAUCGUCAAAUACCAUUCAUUGUCGAUCAUUUCAAAGAUGGAAAACAUUUCAAAUGUUUAAAUAAUAUUAUUAGAAAUGACCAAGAAGAAAAUGAUUUCAAAUGGGAAAAAGGAUCAUCAAAUCUUUAUUAUCAAUUCCAGAUUGCCAAUCAAACAAUUCAAUUUAAUAUAUUUGAUGGAACAUUAUUAUUCAAUGGAACAUUUGAUAAAAGAUUACCAAAGGAAAUUAUAGACAAUGCACUUUAUAAAUCCUAUUUUGGAUGUUCAAUAUUUCAAGUCAAACCAACUGGAAAUUCUAUUUGGACAACAAAUGAAUUGGGCGGAGGAUAUAAUAUUGAAUUUUCUUUUGUUUCAUCUGUCUUUGGUGUCAUCCAAAAUAGAAACAACGGUGAGAGAUGGCUUUUACUUGACCCUCAUCUGUUUUCCAAUUUGCCUAUGACUUUGUAUCGAUCCUAUUCACAUUGGAUAAAUCUGGCAACCAAUGAAAUAGAGUUUAGACCACCAACAUUUCAACAAUACAAAGAUGGAGGAGGAUCAGACACUGUCAAGUUUAUUGGAACUCCAAAUGGUCAAAUCAAAUGUAAAUCAACUGGCAAAUCUCUUUUAUGUUUUGAUAAAAAAAAUAAUCAAAAGCUAAGAAGUCAAAUAUUCAAAUUAUUCCGAUUAGAAUCAAGUACUCGCAUCCAUAUUUUUCAAAAUGAAGCAUCAAAACUUUAUAAAAUCCAUUUGAAUCAAUAUGGAUUGGAUUUUAUAGUUGAUUGUCAGAAUCAACAAAUCAAUUCAGUUCAAUAUUCUGGUUACCGACUGUGUGAACAACAAUAUAUUGGAACUUUGGUUGGUUUGAAAACAAUAUUGGUUUUGGAACAAAAUAAUGCAAGUGGAACAAAGAAGUUAAUUCUUCCACAUUCAACAAUUACAUUGAAGGUGAAUAAGGAUUGUAUUGGAUUCAAUAAUGCUAAAUCAAGUAUAACCUCUCUCAACCAUCCAUCAUAUUUUAUUUAUGAUAUUGAUCAAGAACUCAAAAUGAUCAAAUCAUCAGAUUUGACAGCACAUCUCCAUCUUUGUUACUCUCAUAUUGUAACAUCAUCAUUGUUUAGAGAUCCAUUAACUGGAUUGCGAGGAAUGGAACUUGCUAUUAUUCUUUUAAAGAAAUUUAAUAAUAAUAUGCCACUCAACCGAUCACAACUUGAUAUACUAUCGAAUAUAUCAAACAUUUCACCAAAAAGAGUAUAUGAUAAUCAACAACAACAAAAAAUAUCAAUAUCAUACCCACUUUUAUCACCAAUGAUAUCUCAUUGUGACGGAUUUGCUAUUUUGGUUGAUGGAAUCAAGAAAUCACAUCAAGAAAUGUCAUUUUUAUAUGAUAGUACCCAAGAAAAGGACAAGUCGGCAAGUCAGACUGCCUUGGCCCUCAACCAUAUCGCUUGGAGCAGACCCCAAGGACUUUAUUCCCCACUUUGUCAUAUAGGUGCUUCGGAGCCAUAUUCUUCUGUUGUUGUCAUUAAUCCAUCCCCAUUUGAUCAACCCACCAAAAAUGUUCAAAGAAUGGCAUCAAUCAUCCAAUCAAAGAAUAUUGCGCAUUUGGACAAUUCAUUUAGCCCUCACUCAAAGAUUGGUUCAUCAACUAUUCAUGGAUUAGUCUUUACCGAGAACCAUUGUGUUCCAGAGUUACAAGAAACAAACCAUCUCAUCUCUAUCAAAUUAAUGGACAGAAAUCACAAGUUCGAUCGGGUAUUCUCAGACUGGUAUCUAAAGUUGCUAAAAAUAGCAAUGGAAACUGCAAAUGGUCAUUUUAACAUUUCAAGAUUUAAAUUCAUCAUCACAUUGUUUUCUCACCAAUGGUCGGGUCGCUCUUUCACGCCAUUUAUCGAUCAUUUUGUACUGAUUGCAAUUAGCAAACCAUUAUCAAAUAUUCCUCGUUUUCCACAAGAAUCCAGUUUUGUCACUCCCCAAACAACCUUUAACCAAGGAUUACUCGAGAGAACAAGAACCAAGGCAAUGCAGUCCAUUAGAAUGUCAAAAGAAGAUAGAAAAAAAGAAAAGGAAUCUGUUUUGAAAAAUAUCCUCGAACAAAACAUUUGGGAUAAAAAUGGAUCGACGAUCAUUGCUCCAAACCGACCAUUUCGACAUUUAAAUCACACAUCGUUGAAUCUCAGAUCGUUAAACGAAAAAAUGGAGCAAAUUAUCCAUCAAUGGCUCAGUAACUCAUUAUUGAAUGCAUUUUUAAAAGCUGUCGGCAAUGAAACAAAGGGCAUCGUUUAUAAGAGAGAAAUAGAAAGAGAGCCGUCCUAUUUCAAUAGUUUCCCAAAGUUCAAGGAAAAACAUCCAAAAGAAAUUCGUGGGGCCCAAGAAAACAAAAUAAUAGAUAGUAUUCCAAUGGAAUACCUAGAUAUCUGGGAGUCAGGCUUUGACCAACAGUUGGAAUCAAUCCUAUCAACUCUCACAAUCGAAAAUAACAAACGUCGAAAUAUAUCAUUUGAAAAGAUUGAUCAUUUUGUAGGUGGAUUAUCGCAUGAAACACAUUUGGAAGAGGAAUUAUUUAAAAAUUUAAAUUCAAGUAAGGAUUCACUCAAGAAACAUUUAAUCCAAUCAAAAUUUGAAAUGAACCACUCUCAGUCACUCGGAGAUGUAUUGGAAGAACUGUCUCUCAUUAUUGAACAAAAAUUGGAGGCAGUAUGGCAAAUAAUCCAAGAAUAUUACAAUAAUCCAAAAAGAAAUGAAAAUGUAGAAUCUGAAUUGGAUUGUAUAUUUAAAAGUUGUCAUUCUUGGAUUGGUUGUGUUCCAUUGACUGUUUAUGAAGAUUUCUCAAAUCAUUUGGUUGAUUUACCAGAUCAAAUUUAUCAACUCAUUGGCGUCCAUAUUCUUUUGCAAACAUAUAAACAAAAGAUUCAGAAAUGUAAAUACCUUAAAGGUGUUGAUUUGGUUAAAGAAUUAUCACAUUGUAGAAAAACAAGACAAUGGUUACCAAAAGAUUAUCCAACAUGGUUGGUAUUUGAAUUGGAACAAUCAAUUUGGAUCAGAGAUACUCAGGCAAAGAUUGCAAUCAAGUUGAUCGAUGCUCAAAGUAAUGAAUGUGUUCAACUACAGAUGGGUGAAGGAAAGACAUCUGUUAUUCUACCAAUCAUGUGUUUGGCAAUACCCAAUGGAAUUAGAAUUGCUCGAGUCAAUGCAAUUCCAUCACUACUUCAAACUUAUAUUCAAGAUUUACAAAUGAGACUUGGAUCAUCAAUUCUCAAUCGACCAAUUCAUCUCUAUCCAUUCAAAAGAGAUAUUGGACCAUCAAUAUCAGAAUCAAAUGUUCAAUCUAUUCUCGGCAACAUUGAAAAGUGUAAACAAAUGAAUGGAAUCAUACUUUGUACACCAGAACAUAGACUAUCAUUUAAUUUGUUUUGGAGAUUGGCAAAUGAUAAAUUAUUUGAUAGUAUGGGUAAUGUUAUCAAAUGGUGGGAUACCAAUAUAUUUGAUAUUAUGGAUGAAUGUGAUGAUUUACUUUCCCAUAGAUACCAAUUACUCUAUCCAAUCGGAUCAAAGAUUCCACUCGAUGGUGGAUCUGAUCGUUGGAAAGUAAUUGAAGAGGUUCUAUCUGAACUGAAAUCGAUUCUUGAAAAAGAAUAUGGCAUUUACGAAAAAUAUCCAUUUAUAAGGUUCACAAAGAAAAAUGAAAAUAAUCAAGAUGCAAUGAAAGAAGUGUUGGGUCAACUUUGUGACAAUUUAAUCAACAAACUACCAACCAAUCUAAAAGCAGAGGACCUUGAAUUGGUUAAACAAUUUGUUGGAUCAGAUGAAGAUACACCAAUAAGAAAUCAUCGAAAUGCUCGAUCAAUGGUUGAAAAACUUGAUAAACAUCAAACAAGAAUAUUGGUUUAUAGAGGAUUAUUUUCAUAUGAAGUUUUGUUACAUUCACUCUCGAAAACAUGGUCAAAACAUUAUGGUAUUAGAUCAACAGCAUCAUCAUCAUUCAAACGGGACUCUACAUUAUUGGCAGUCCCAUUCAGAGCCAAAGAUACACCCUCUGAGAGAGCUGAAUAUGGUCAUCCAGACUUUGCAAUUAUACUCACCUUUCUCUCAUAUUACAAUCAAGGUUUAUCGUUUAAUCAAUUCAGUAAAGCACUGGAUUGUUUAAAAUCAAGUCAUAAAAACGAAGCACCAGAUAUCUACAGAUCAUGGACAGACUAUGACCCAACAAUCGAAGAAAAAUAUAGAGAUUUCAAAUGUGUUGUCAAAUCUGAUAAUCAAUUGAUCAAACAUCUCCAUUCACUAUUCAAAUUCAAUUGUAGAGUCAUCAAUUUCUGGUUGAAUGAAUUGGUAUUCCCAUAUGAAGCCAAACAGUAUCCAUCCAAAUUAUUUGCCAACCCAUGGGAUUUGGUUUAUCCAAAAUCAAACUCCAAGAAUCAUAUUUCAUGUGGAUUCAGUGGAACCAAUGAUACGAAAUCUCUUUACCCUCGUACCAUUGAACAAAAGGAUUUGGUUGAGCUCGAAUAUACCAAUGUUCAAGUAUUGAAUUAUAUUCUUGAUCAAGAUGACCAUUGCAACAAGGUUCAUAUUCUUGUUGAUGAUAAGAAAAUACUUCAAGAGAUUGUUAAACUAAAUAUAAACAAUCAAAAUGGACACUAUUUCAACAUUUUAAUUGAUUCAGGAGCACUGAUGAUUGGUAAAUCAAAUGAAGAUGUUGCCAAGAAAUGGUUGAAAAAGGAAUCAUCAGCAAGAAUAGAUGGUGCUCUCUUUUUUGAAAAUGAUAAACUGACAACCAUCGAUCGAGAAGGAAAGAAGUUUAUAUUCAGUCAAUCACCACUCUCUGACAGAUUGGAUAGAGUUUUAGUCUAUUUGGAUGAUUAUCAUACUCGUGGUGUUGAUAUCAACCUUCCUGUCAAUAGCAAUGGCAUGUUAACAGUUGGAAACAAGAUAACAAAAGAAAAACUACUUCAAGCAUGUAUGAGAAUGAGAAAGUUGGGACAAGGUCAAACUAUUUCAAUUCUCAUUUCAAAGAAUCUUGGAAUUGAAUUAGGAAAUGGAAAAGGUGGAUCACUUUACAAAUCACCAGAGAUUCACGACAUUUUGAAAUGGACUAUUCAAAAUACAAUUGAAUCGAUCACAAACUCUUUUGUUCAAUGGACAUUCCAAGGAAUGAUGAAUGCAAGAAGUAAAUCUGCUAUUUCACUUUUGGCUCUGGAUAAUAUCGAAAACAAAGAAUCUAUAUUCUCAAGAUUGGUAUCAUUUCCAGAAACCCUCUCUCUUUACGAUAUGUAUUCUUCAUUUUAUCAACAAGAAAAGGGUAACGCUGUUGUUUCCUCUUUGCAAAGUAAUUUGGAAAAAGCAUUUAAACAAGAUGUUGCAGAUUCUAAAGUUUACAAAGCUCUUGGUCCAACUCAUUCAUCACUUGUAAAAGAAAUACGUCGAUAUGCUGAAGACAAGAUAGAAGAUCAAAUGAUAUUUUCAAACAUGGUCGAUGAAGAACAAGAGCGAGAAUUUGAAAUAGAAGUUGAAAGUGAAAUUGAAAGACAAUUACCACCAAAAGUUGAACCAUUUAUAGAAGAUUUCAAAGGUUACAAAUGGAGUGAUUUAUUGGAAGGUAAAAAAUCACCUCUUGAUUUUCCUUUAAAAUUCCUACCAAUCAAAGAUAUAUUCAAGAAUACAUUGGUUGGGGAACGUAUGGAAUCUCAAAAUGAUUGUUUUUCUCCAUCCAUAUUGGCAACCCAAAACUUUAUCAAUACUAUUAUUGAUGAUGAAAAAACGAAAAUUGGCAACAACGAUUAUUUUGUCAAACAAAUCAAUUAUAUUUUGGUGUUUUGGAAUGGCAGUGAUAGUAGUAGGAGUACACCAAACAUGGUAUUAGUAUCAAUGAAAGAAGCAAACCAUUUACUCAAAAAGCUAAAAGGAUUGAUUGAUAAAGAUAAGGAAGUUGUUGUAUCAAUCCAUCAAACCAUUCAGAAAGAAAGGGAAAAACAGACAGAAUACUUUACCAAACUAUCUACUCGAUUACCCAACAAUGCCAAUCUACAAUCAAUCGAUCCAUUAUUAAAUCAACUCAAUGUAUUGAAUGGAUCAAAAUACUUUGAUAAUCUACCAGAGAUUUAUCAAUUCCUUGGGAUCUUUAGAUGUGAUUCAAAAACAAUCAUGUCACAACUCAUCAACAAAGGAAUCAUCGAUCAAUUUGGUUUUGUGUAUGAACAUGUCAACCAAAAUGAUAUCAACCAACUCACAGUGGAUAAAGAUCUAUCAAAUCAACUAUUAUCAAUCAUCAAAACUAGAAGAUUUACAAAAUGUCCCAUUGAUCUACUUGAAAAGAAUUUGGUUCUCCAAAGAAUUUACUAUGUUGGAUUUAGUCAUAUUGAAAAAAUUAUAAAUAAUAAAUAA
Molecule: messenger RNA, 9471 nt
Organism: Cavenderia fasciculata
Lineage: Eukaryota; Evosea; Eumycetozoa; Acytosteliales; Cavenderiaceae
Exons: 6
Coding region: 1-9471 (3156 amino acids)
Source: RefSeq, a predicted model, not a curated record